AGGCCGACUAGUGUUGUGUCAGCCAUAGUCCCUCCCUCUCUCUCUGACACAGUCUCUGUGUGUAUCUCCUCCAUUCCCCCCUGUCAUCCCCCCUCCCCUCCGGCUCUCUCUCUCAUACACUGUGUGUGUUGUCACUGCUGCCACCCCCACUUCGCACAGCUCGGUGCCCGGGACAUCGGAACGUACGAUUCCACCCCAACCAAGGCUUAGUGUGAAGACCAGGAGUGGUGAUUUCAGUGGCCAGCCCAUUGUGUAGCCUUAGCUUACAGCUAGACUUGUGGGAUGCAACAUGACCUCGGCUGUGGUGGAUAGUGGUGGCUCAGUGGGCAACUUUGCCAGCAAUGGGGUUGAGAAUCCAGAACAGGAAGAAGUUCAUGUCAUCGAGUACCCUGCUGUCAUUGUAGAACCAGUUCCCGGCGCACCUAUGGAGGAGGGCUAUGCUGCCCAGGUGCUAGUGUAUGAUGAUGAGACCUUUAUGAUGCAAGAUGUUGCAGACGAGCAAGAGAUUGAGACGGAAACUGUGGAGAUAGUUGAAGCAUCCGUACACGGCAGCAAUGUGCAUUGCACCGACAAGACGAUUGAGGCGGCAGAGGCUCUGCUACACAUGGAGUCUCCCACCAUUCUCCGGGACUCCAGGAGCCCAGUGGAAGUGUAUGUCCCGCAAUGUGUGUCUACCCCAGAAUUCAUCCAUGCUGCCAUGAGGCCGGACGUUAUUACAGAAACUGUGGUGGAAGUGUCCACUGAAGACUCUGAGCCAAUGGAUACUUCUCCCAUUCCUAUAUCCCUCGAUCUCGGAGAGCCAAUGAAAAAAAAGAAAGCUGGUCGUAAACCAAAGGUGCAGCAACCCACGUUUGCCAAUGGAUCCCCAGAAUUGGGCAUAAAGAAGAAACCAAGAGAAGGCAAAGGAAAUACAACUUACCUCUGGGAGUUCCUGUUAGACCUUCUGCAAGAUAAGAACACUUGCCCUAGAUAUAUAAAGUGGACGCAGAGGGAGAAGGGAAUCUUCAAGCUGGUGGACUCAAAAGCCGUUUCAAAACUUUGGGGGAAGCACAAGAACAAACCUGACAUGAAUUAUGAGACUAUGGGACGAGCCUUAAGGUAUUACUAUCAAAGAGGAAUUCUAGCAAAGGUGGAAGGUCAGCGAUUGGUGUACCAGUUCAAGGAGAUGCCCAAGAACAUAGUGGUUAUAGAGGAUGAAAAGACUGAAUCCUGCGUGGAAGAGCUGGUGUCUUCAGCAGAUGACAAGUCUCUGGAGCGUGUAUCUAUGCCCACUGAUGGAAUUCUUAAAAUGACAAUGCCGUCUCGGCUGGAAAAAAGCCCCACCCAGCAAAAUUCACCCAGGAAGCCUCGAUUCGUCACCUUCACUUCUCCUGGAAGCGAGGCAUCUCCAAACUCCCCUACCAGCACAACACCAACCCUAACGCAGAGGACUGUCCGUGUUGCAAUGCAAGUGCCUGUUAUGAUGACUUCCCUAGGACAGAAGAUAUCUACAUUGGCCGUCCAGUCCAUGAACCCUGGAAACCAUUUGAUAGCAAACACCAGCCCCACAACUGCUACAGCACCGAAGGUUGUCAUCCAGACAAUACCUACUAUGAUGUCAUCUUCCACGGAAAGUGACAAAUUCACGAUGCAGCCUGCCAAAAUCAUUACUAUCCCGACCACUCAGCUCACCCAGUGUCAUCUGCAAACAAAGUCUAAUCUGAGUGGUGCAGCGGGCUUGAAUCUGUUGGGCACCCCACUGACUGUCCGAGCACUUACUCCUGUGUCAAUUGCCCAUGGCACUCCUGUUAUGAGACUAGCAAUGCCAGCGCAACAAGCCCGUUGCCAGACACCACCACGAGUCAUCAGCACCCUUAUUAAAGGACCUGACAUGAAGCCAGACGGAGAAAUGAAAACAUUUCAUUUGAUGAAGGACGACAAAGCAUCAGACGCAGGCAAAACAGUAACGCAUGUGGUGGUUGUUAGUGCUCCUUCUUCUGGUCUUACCUUGCCAGUGACUGUCAAACAAGAAGGGACGGUGGUGUAUGAAAAAUGAGACAUUCCACUUGUUGUGUUUUGGGUCAAACUGACAAUAAAAUAAACAUUUUCUGGAGGGAAGGGAGAAGGUUCAAGUCCUGUGAGACUUUAAAGCAAGACGGACAAUGUGUAUAUGCGGAGUUUAAAGGAAAUUAACAUUUUACUGGAGUUUUUGUCCACACGCUGAUGGAAUAAUGCCUCCAACAACACACAAAAUUACAGCUAAGGAAAACAAAAACUAAAAGGGACCAAAGCAUUCAUUAAUACAUAAAUAUAUAUAUAAAUAUAUUUUUUAGGUUACAUUAAGUAAAAAAGUGGAACACUAAAACUACUUUUCAGAGUGGCCGUUUGUUUUCCCAAAGUAGAAACUCGAGAUUAGGUCAAUGUGGCAAUUGUAAAUUUAGAUUUUUGUUUUCUAAAUUUCUUUUUUUUAAUGAUGAUUAUUAUUGCUUUAUAUUUACAAUAUAUAUAAUUCCUUUUUAAUACCAGCAAUUUAUACCACUGUGUACAAAUGGCCCUCUCUUGACCGGUGCUAUGUUAAAACCUCUGCAAGGCAAGUAUGUGCAAUGCGAUGCAUGCAGAGAUUGAGAAGAGACUCCCGUUUAAGUUUGUGAAACGAAAAGUGCAAAUGAGAUUUGGGUUAACGGAAAGCAGAUUUCAUAUGGAAGCCUUAGACUGAGUCAGUUUUUUUUUUUUUUUCUUGAAAUAAGCUAAUGGCUUGUUUUGUGUAAAGCAAUCUUUUUAUAUAUAAAUAUAUUAUAGAAAUAUGGAGGAAAAUCUUGUACCUAGCACAGUAUUGGCAUAGAAUUAACUGUAACAUAUUUUAUAUGGUAGAUAAAAGUCUGACUUUUUUUUUUUUUUUAAAUCUUUGUGGCUGAGAUGGUCUGCAAGCAUAUUUUGAGCGCCUUUCAUGCAACAGAGGGGUGAGAUUGGGGGCACAACAGCAGCAGGCAAGCAAGUCUUUUAUGGUAACAUGCUUUUUGUCACACACAAUUCAUGCAUACAUUUCAAUUUUUGCUAUCGAUUUGAAAAGGUCACUGCACGCAUGAGUUCAUAUUUUUUAAUUUUUUUAUUUUUUUUUGGAGAGCAAGAUGUUUGGAGCCUGUUAUUUUGUUAGUUGAAGUUAUGAUGGGGACACUUUAGGGAGGGUUUGGGGAUAAAGUACCAGUGUUCAGAAUGAACUACAAUAGUUUGUAUAUUCAACAUUUGAAGUAUAUUCUAUUUUGUUGUACUCUUGUUUCAAAGUGUAUUCAAGUAGAUUUUACUGCAAUAUAGAAAAUGAAUUUCA
This is a messenger RNA of Rana temporaria (common frog), 3304 nucleotides long. It is a transcript of the gene ELF2, whose product is annotated as E74 like ETS transcription factor 2. The transcript is spliced from 9 exons. Gene Ontology annotation, biological process: cell differentiation; regulation of transcription by RNA polymerase II. Gene Ontology annotation, molecular function: DNA-binding transcription factor activity, RNA polymerase II-specific; sequence-specific DNA binding. NCBI's taxonomy places the organism in Eukaryota, Metazoa, Chordata, Amphibia, Anura, Ranidae. The record is from RefSeq and is a predicted model, not a curated record. The coding region runs from base 290 to 2035 and encodes 581 amino acids. Gene Ontology annotation, cellular component: nucleus.